UCUCACUCAAGCCCUUCCAAGGAGAUUCACCAGCAGUUAAAAAGUUCUAACUUCCCAAUUUUACCCUGAUCACCUACCCUCUUAAGCCAAAAUGCGUGAGAUUCUUCACAUUCAGGGAGGGCAAUGUGGGAAUCAAAUUGGAUCAAAAUUCUGGGAAGUUGUAUGUGAUGAGCAUGGCAUUGAUCCCACCGGCAGGUACAGUGGGAAUUCCGAGCUACAGCUGGAGAGGGUUAAUGUAUACUUCAAUGAAGCGAGCGGCGGCAGGUAUGUGCCACGAGCCGUGCUCAUGGACCUCGAACCGGGGACUAUGGACAGCGUGAGGACCGGGCCCUAUGGACAGAUUUUCAGGCCUGAUAACUAUGUUUUUGGGCAGUCAGGGGCCGGAAACAACUGGGCUAAGGGCCACUACACUGAAGGUGCCGAGCUUAUCGAUUCGGUGCUCGAUGUUGUGAGGAAAGAAGCAGAGAACUGUGACUGCUUGCAAGGAUUUCAAGUGUGCCAUUCCCUUGGAGGUGGAACUGGUUCAGGAAUGGGGACUCUGCUCAUUUCAAAGAUUAGGGAAGAGUAUCCCGAUCGAAUGAUGCUCACAUUCUCUGUCUUCCCAUCUCCAAAGGUGUCGGACACUGUCGUAGAGCCUUACAAUGCUACACUUUCUGUUCAUCAGCUGGUGGAGAAUGCCGAUGAGUGUAUGGUCCUCGACAAUGAAGCACUCUAUGAUAUCUGCUUCAGGACUCUCAAGCUCACCACCCCAAGCUUUGGGGAUUUGAAUCAUCUGAUUUCAGCAACAAUGAGUGGAGUAACUUGUUGCUUGCGAUUUCCGGGGCAGCUGAACUCAGACCUCCGAAAGCUAGCAGUGAACUUGAUCCCCUUUCCGCGGCUUCACUUCUUCAUGGUGGGUUUUGCUCCUCUGACCUCCCGAGGCUCACAGCAGUACCGCGCCCUCUCUGUCCCUGAGCUGACACAGCAAAUGUGGGAUGCCAAGAACAUGAUGUGCGCAGCUGAUCCACGACAUGGGCGUUACCUAACAGCAUCGGCUCUGUUCAGAGGCAAAAUGAGCACCAAAGAAGUGGAUGAACAGAUACUAAUUGUACAGAACAAAAACUCUUCCUAUUUUGUCGAAUGGAUCCCAAACAAUGUCAAGUCUAGUGUUUGUGACAUCCCACCAAAAGGGCUUUCCAUGGCUGCAACUUUCAUUGGGAAUUCGACUUCUAUACAGGAGAUGUUCAGGAGGGUGAGUGAGCAGUUCACCGCCAUGUUUAGGAGGAAGGCCUUCUUGCACUGGUACACUGGAGAAGGAAUGGAUGAGAUGGAAUUCACGGAAGCCGAGAGUAACAUGAAUGAUCUUGUGGCAGAGUAUCAGCAGUACCAGGAUGCUACAGCUGAUGAAGAUGGUGAUUAUGAAGAUGAAGAUGAUGGCAGCACUAACAACUGAAGGUGUUCUUCCUAUUUGCUGUUACGUAUGCUGCGUGCAGCAAUAAAUCGCUAAUGACUUCAGUGAAUCACUAAUGAUUCUGUGUUUCAGUGCACUAGAUUUUAGCAGAAGCAUGUCCUGCUUUCCUGCUUUUCCUUUUCGGUAACUUUUGUUCUUCUCGGAAAAUAAAUACUCUUCCCUUC
Messenger RNA from Cornus florida, 1614 nucleotides. Its product is annotated as tubulin beta chain-like. The record is from RefSeq and is a predicted model, not a curated record. Gene Ontology annotation, molecular function: structural constituent of cytoskeleton; GTP binding; GTPase activity. Lineage: Eukaryota; Viridiplantae; Streptophyta; Magnoliopsida; Cornales; Cornaceae. Gene Ontology annotation, biological process: microtubule cytoskeleton organization; mitotic cell cycle. Gene Ontology annotation, cellular component: cytoplasm; microtubule. The transcript has 3 exons. Bases 92 to 1432 code for a protein of 446 amino acids.